Helianthus annuus (common sunflower) is the source of this 1089-nucleotide messenger RNA. RefSeq names its product bidirectional sugar transporter SWEET14. NCBI's taxonomy places the organism in Eukaryota, Viridiplantae, Streptophyta, Magnoliopsida, Asterales, Asteraceae. The coding region runs from base 87 to 953 and encodes 288 amino acids. The record is from RefSeq and is a predicted model, not a curated record. Gene Ontology annotation, cellular component: membrane. The transcript has 6 exons. Gene Ontology annotation, molecular function: sugar transmembrane transporter activity. Gene Ontology annotation, biological process: carbohydrate transport.
AUGCAACACAUACCAACACAAGCAGAGAGAGAAAGAGAGAUACAUAGAGUGAAAAAGAUAGUUGAAUAAAUAAUCAGUUAAGGAAAAUGACUGGAACAAUGGCUCACCUCACUCUUGCAUUUGGCCUUCUUGGCAAUAUUGUCUCAUUUAUGGUAUUUCUUGCACCAAUACCAACAUUUUAUAAAGUCUACAAGAAGAAAUCAACUGAAGGAUUUCAAUCAGCCCCUUAUGUGGUGGGCUUAUUCAGUGCCAUGCUUUGGAUAUACUAUGCAAUGCUUAAGAGCAAUGUCCUGCUUCUCAUCACCAUUAACACGUUUGGCAUCGUCAUUGAAACCGUCUACAUUGUAUUCUUCCUCUACUAUGCACCAAAGAAGGCUAGGAUGGAGAGUUUGAAGCUAAUAAUAUUGCUUAUAUUUGUUGGUUUUGGGUUGAUUGUUGUCUUGACACAAUUCCUUGCAAGUGGAGUAACCCGCGGUGUGAUAGUUGGAUGGAUUUGCCUUGUGUUCUCGUUAUGUGUUUUUGUAGCACCUUUGGGAGUUCUGCGACAAGUUAUUAAAACAAAAAGUGUAGAGUACAUGCCAAUUCUACUAUCGGUAGCACUCACCCUCAGCGCUGUUAUGUGGUUCUUUUACGGCCUACUUCUUCAUGACUUCAAUAUUGCGAUUCCAAAUGUACUUGGGUUCGCAUUUGGUAUCAUUCAAAUGAUACUAUAUUAUCUAUACAAAAACGAUAAGCCAAUUACAAAUAUUGAAGAGAUAAUCACCAAAAACGGAGAGCAAAAGAUUCCAGAAUUUAAAGAUCAGAAAGUCAUUGAUGUUGUAAAGUUGAAUGCUUUAAUGCAAGCUGAGAUCCUUCCGGUGGUUUCGAAAAACGCUCAUAAGCUUGAUCAUGCAGCCCUUGAACCUCAAGCUCUCCACAAGACGCAAAAUCAUACCAUUGAAGUUGGCGCAUGAAGCUAUCCAAGUGACUUUUGAUUCUCAGUAAACCAAUACUAGUUGGACGUGUAUAGUUUAUUGGAUCUUUUGUAAGAUGUUGCUUACGUGGUGUUUUGAUCAUUCUAAUGAAAAACUUUGCAUUCUCUUACGUCUU